This is a messenger RNA of Knipowitschia caucasica, 660 nucleotides long. Lineage: Eukaryota; Metazoa; Chordata; Actinopteri; Gobiiformes; Gobiidae. The record is from the annotation of a GenBank genome assembly.
AUGAAGUCCUCUCUGUCUCAGACUCUGUGUCCAGAGUGUGAUGAAGUCCUCUCUGUCUCAGACUCUGUGCGGCUGGUUGGAGGCUCUGGUCUCUGCUCUGGAUCACUGCAGAUAUGGGACCAGUCCUGGAUCUCGGUCUGUGAAGGGGCCUUGGACCUGCGGGGAGCAGAGGUGCUGUGCAGGGAGCUGGGCUGCAGGGGUCCUUCUGUCCUCCAGGGGGAGCUCUCUUCUCUGGGGCAGACGUUCCACUGUGAAGGCCAUGAGUCUGCUCUGGUGGACUGUCCCCGCUCCAGACCCAAGACCUGUCCCUCUGGACCCAGUGAGGACGUCAUCUGCUCAGAGCCGCUCAGGCUGGAGGGAGGAGCCAGCCGCUGUGCUGGGAUCCUGGAGCUCAGACACAGAGGAGAGUGGAGACGAGUGGAGCCUAAUGACGCCUGGCCCCUGGAGCAGACAGCAGCUGUGUGCAGAGACCUGGACUGUGGGUCUGCUGUUUAUGGGACACAGGUGGAUGAUUUACCACAGAGUCCUGUGUGGAGGGUCUCAGGGUCCUGUGUGAGGAGGUCUCCAGUGAGAGACUGUGCUGUGCCCCAUCCCUCCUCCUCCUCGUCGUCCUAUGGUCUGAAGGUGAAGUGUUCAGGUGAGAGUCUGAGUCUGAACUAA